This is a messenger RNA of Neodiprion fabricii, 986 nucleotides long. RefSeq names its product eukaryotic translation initiation factor 4E-binding protein (gene Thor). The coding region runs from base 256 to 597 and encodes 113 amino acids. Gene Ontology annotation, biological process: negative regulation of translational initiation. NCBI's taxonomy places the organism in Eukaryota, Metazoa, Arthropoda, Insecta, Hymenoptera, Diprionidae. The record is from RefSeq and is a predicted model, not a curated record. The transcript has 3 exons. Gene Ontology annotation, molecular function: eukaryotic initiation factor 4E binding. Gene Ontology annotation, cellular component: cytoplasm.
CGUUUUGUUUUUAGUUGCGAGUGCGGCGAGCAACUGAUCGCUCAUCGUUGCUACUGUUCUAUCGUUUCUCUUGGGACAUAUUACCUCAAGAUACAAUAUAGUUUUUCAAAUCGUCGAACUCGAACGAUCCAAGCCUCUGUGAUUGAAUAUAGUUCUGUAUUUGAAUGCAACAUUGUGUGAACCGCAUUUGCCAUUUUGUUUUUAUACGUGACAAUUCGAAUCAGAGACAAUAAGUAUUCAUAUAAGUAGUUAAAUAUGUCGGCUUCUCCCAUCGCGAGGCAAGCGACUCAGAGUCAAAGUAUUCCAUCUAAACGGGUCCUCAUCAAUGAUCCCAACCAACUACCUGCGGAUUACUCUUCGACGCCUGGAGGCACCUUAUACUCAACCACGCCAGGAGGUACCCGCAUUGUUUACGAGCGAGCAUUCUUAAUGAACUUGAGGAAUUCACCUAUUUCGAGAACUCCACCGCGAAAUAUACCAGCGAUUCCGGCCGAUCUUUUGAAGGGUACGCUAGUAGUUCCGACCAUACCUAGUCCACCGAUAAAAGAUAUUCCAGUGAUCGACGAAACUCCGGAGCAAUUUGAAAUGGAUAUGUGAUGAUCGGGACGGUAAAGGGGGGAAGGAGAGAAAAUAGAAAAAAAAGUUCAUACGAUCAGCAUAUGACCGCGGUGUCUGUUCACGUCUCGUGGUUCAGAAGGACAUUAGUUUAAUUACCUAAUUACCAUCUUUAUGAACGUGCCUCAAGCAGAAUUGGACGGGAAAAUAUCUUCAUUUAAUUACAUUUUUUCUCUAGCAUCUUGAUGGCUGUGAAUGAACGUUCACGACGAGAUAUUUUUUCAAUAACUACACAUAAAGAGAGAAUAUUUUUCACUCUCAAACAUGCCUUAUCGUUGUUGAAUCUAACUAAGGUUUCACCACACGUUUAUAUUUUUUUGUAGUUUGCUUUCUAAGAUAUUGAAUAAUACUAAUAAAUAUUGUGGUUUUUA